Molecule: messenger RNA, 1755 nt
Organism: Stylonychia lemnae
Lineage: Eukaryota; Ciliophora; Spirotrichea; Sporadotrichida; Oxytrichidae
Source: the annotation of a GenBank genome assembly
AUGAACGAAGAUUACGGAUCAUUAUCAACUACAGGAAGUGGAUCUGCUUUGAAUGCCCUAAAUAGACUUGGAGAGCUGACUUAAAGCUCAGCAUUGGGAGCUGGUUAGGCUCUUGAUUAAUCUAAAAACGUUGUGCCUCUUGAAAUAGAGAAGCAUCUUGAACGAUCAACUCCUGAAGACGAAAGAGAGAGUUAAAUUAUCAUAGAUAUUUUGAGAGAUGACUAUAAUUAGUAUGAAAGCGAAGCAGAUAAGAGAAAAAGAGAAGCUAUUCUUGGUAAGCUUGAUGGCAUUAUCAAAGAAUGGGUCAAGUUUGCUGGUAGAAAAGAUGGAAAAGAUCAGGAGACAAUUGAUAACUCGGGUGGAAAGAUCUUUACUUUUGGAUCUUAUCGUCUUGGUGUACAUAGUCCUGAUACUGAUAUAGAUGCAUUGUGUGUUGCUCCCAGACACAUAGAAAGAACCAGACAUUUCUUUGGAGAGCUAUCUGAAAUACUUAAGAAUCAUCCUAGUGUAUCAAAGCUGACUGAAGUGAGAGAAGCUUUCGUGCCAGUAAUCAAGAUGAAAUUCGAAGAAGUUGAUAUUGAUUUAUUGUUUGCCAGAGUUGAGUACAAAGAAGUAGGUCAAGAUUUAGUAAACCUUCUAGAUGAUAAUAUCCUCAGAAAUUGCGAUAAAGAGAGCAUCAGAUCUCUAAACGGUUGCAGAGUCACAGAUAUCAUCUUGAAAUUAGUCCCGAAUAAAGAAAACUUCAGAACAACUCUGAGAGUAAUCAAACUAUGGGCCAAGAACAGAGGUAUAUACUCUAAUGUUAUGGGCUACUUGGGAGGAGUAGCCUGGGCUAUUCUUGUAGCUAAUAUUUGUAUUAUUUGCCCUUACUUGUCGCCAAAUAAACUUCUGAACUACUUCUUCAAAGCUUAUUCAGAGUGGGAGUGGAGUUCUGAGAAGCCUAUCCUUUUGACAGAAUUGUAAAAUGACAGAACCAAGGUAGAUUUUGCAGUUGAACAGGACUUAUUCUAUGAAAAAAGAUCAACUGAUCUUAUGCCAAUCAUUACCCCAGCCUUCCCUUCAAUGAAUGCUACUUACAACGUCUCUUAAUCAACAAAGAGAGUUAUGCUAAUUGAGUUCGAAAAGGGACUUAGAAUUACAAAUUGCCUGCUUAAGAGAGAUGAGAGAGGCAGUAAAUUUUAUCCUGAUCUCACUUGGAAGCGUCUCUUCAAAAAGGCUAAUUUCUUCAAGACUUUUGUACAUUUUAUUCAGAUUGAGAUCCUAUCAAAGACUGAUGAAUUCCACAAGAAAUGGACAGGUUUUAUAGAAUCAAAGAUCAGAAAAUUAUUGCAGUAGUUAGAGAAGCUCAACGAUAUUAAGGGCAAUUUUAUGGAAUUCAGACCAUGGCCAAGAUCAUACCACUUGACAAAUCCUACCUUUGAAUUCAAUGACACUUAUUUCUUUGGUAUAAGAAUUAAGAAAAAUGAUUCUGGUAUGUAAAUGAGAGUGGAUCUGACUGAGACUAUUAAGAUUUUCUACAAGAAAUUGAAGGAAUGGAUUAAACUUGAUGAAAAACUCAUGACUUUGAUUAUUAACAAGCAAGUAGAUAUUCAAGUCAACUAUAAGAGAAGAGAAUAGUUGCCAGAGGAAGUCAGACCAAAGGAUGCAGCUUUAUAUAAUCUAAAUGAUGUGAGUCUUGGCAAGAGACAGAACAGAUAAACAGCCGAAGAUGCAGAAAAUGAAAUGAGGGAUGAUUACCAAGAGGAAAUCGUUUGA